GCAGCAGCUUUCGAAUAUAUUUUCCUAUCUGCGACCGCAUGCGGAGGAGACGUUCAAUUCGGAGCAAGAGGAGAAACCCUUCAUCGCUGGCUUUAAGCACGAAUUGGACCAAGUGAGCGUUUUGCUGUUGCUUGAUAAUUUUUUUCAUACCAUUGCAGAACCUACUUAAGUCCCGUUAAACCAGCUUUUCUACACGGCCGCGAUGCGAACGACAGCCGCAUACAGGACAUCAGUGAAAACGAUGGCUCAUGAGAAGAGGAGAAGCGUGCGGAACUACAGAAGCCGUAAAACAAAAGUUAACACAGGUACAGGUAAUUAAGCGCUAAUUAAAUGUACUAAACCGCAACUAAAUAUGGAAGGAAAGAGAACAGAUGUGAAGAGAAUAACCAUCCCUGUACAUUCUACCAAAUAAAUGCAUGAAGGUGUAAACAAUGUUAGAAUAAAGCGCGAGGAAGCGGGGAACCAGUACGGAACGACGUCAGAUGAGGACAUGGAUUUCUUCCAAAUGGCAAAGAACAGCAAUGUUACAAUUAACGCGGAAACGAUAGAAUACCUUGGGGAAACGCAGUCGACACGCGCGCAAUACGACGUCUAUGAAUACGGUCAAGAAUCAACGAGCGAAGACGCAGAGAAAUAUACUCCGGAUCAGUUUUUAAUCUCGAGCAGAGGCUCGACUCUCGCGGACACCGAGAAUCCUGAGGAAGAACCGUACGAUUACGAAACUCUCAAAUUGGAGUACGAACAGCAGCUGGAAUACGGCAUGAAGCAUGGUAAAGUGUUGAAUUACACCGAGAAGAAAGAACCGAAAGAUACACCGAGAGAAGCAUUGAAGAGGAUAAUGGGUAUGAAGCAAGCCAAGAAUUGCACGAAAGAGGAGAUCAGUCAGAUUGGAAUCAAGGCGAUAGAAUGCCUCGCCUACGACUAUCAACAUGCACGAGAUAUGGCGACCGCGGGAAAGAUCCUCUCGCGGACGUGGCUGGUUCUCAGGGUCUGGCUGCUGAUUUACAUCUGCCUUGCGAUCCCGUGCUGGUGCCAACGAGGAUGGUGCUGCUGGUGUUUCCGUUGCAAAUUCUGUCUUCCACGAAAGAGAAUUUUAUUCGCAAAGCAAUAUUACACUAUGAAUCCACCUGGCACGCUAGUAAGAAAUUUCAAGAAAGAGAAAGACGUGCAAGAACCUAUUAAAUACGAAGCUACCGAGGAGGAACACAAUGCGUACAGGACAUUCGAAGCUGCGAUAAAAAAUAUAUAA
Molecule: messenger RNA, 1249 nt
Organism: Harpegnathos saltator (Jerdon's jumping ant)
Lineage: Eukaryota; Metazoa; Arthropoda; Insecta; Hymenoptera; Formicidae
Exons: 2
Coding region: 413-1249 (278 amino acids)
Source: RefSeq, a predicted model, not a curated record